Messenger RNA from Rhizopus microsporus ATCC 52813, 2643 nucleotides. RefSeq names its product vesicular-fusion protein SEC18. The record is from RefSeq and is a predicted model, not a curated record. Lineage: Eukaryota; Fungi; Mucoromycota; Mucoromycetes; Mucorales; Rhizopodaceae. Gene Ontology annotation, cellular component: Golgi stack. Gene Ontology annotation, molecular function: ATP hydrolysis activity; ATP binding. Bases 336 to 2597 code for a protein of 753 amino acids. The transcript is spliced from 4 exons. Gene Ontology annotation, biological process: SNARE complex disassembly; intra-Golgi vesicle-mediated transport; Golgi to plasma membrane protein transport.
CCCAAAAGAACCACGUAUAUCACAAUUCUACUCUGAAUCUAACAGUGGCUAUGAUGUCAAUUACGGAUCCCCUUAUAAGGGUAGCGCCACGUUAGCCUUCAGAUCCAUAAAAGGAGCUAUCUCUGUUUCUCUCUCUAUAAAGAUACAUCAGGCGCUUUACUCUUUGUUAAAUAAAUCUAAUACAACAACAGUAGUCUCUUGUUUUUCAUAUCUGAUCUGCCCUUUGUUUGCUUGUGUGACCUAUUGUCCAAUCAUCACUGGUUACAUCGGAGUGCCUUUCAACACAAUUAAACAUGAAUUUGCCUUUCCUUUUUUAUUACUUUGCUUAAACGGCAAUGGACUAUUAUCGUUACGACAAUCAUCACUCUGAAAAGGACCAGGGAGGUUAUUUAGAAGUAGCUCAGUGUCCAAGCGAUGCUGCUGCACUUACUAAUUAUGCUUAUGUUGCUCCUGGUGUUCUUGAUCCUCGUAUUCACCAUGUUCUUGUCAAUGGUGAAUUUGCUUUUACAAUCAGACCAGACAGAAAUAUGCAGAAAGGUCAAAUUGGCAUCAAUGGAAAUCAUCGUCGUUGGGCUAGUUUCUCUCUAGGCGAUAAAGUAUCAGUAGAGCCUAUUGAAAUUCACGGAGAUGGUCUGGACAUCAAACUUGCCUAUAUGAAACUCGAUAUCGAAUUUUAUUCAAAGAGCAAUAGAAUGGCAACAGAAUACAAGGAAGAAGAUCUUGUUCAAGCCUUCACCAUCAACUUUCACGGACAAAUAUACAAUAGAGGGCAGUACUUUGUUUUCGAAUACUGCGGGGUCAAAUUUAGAGCGACAGUGACAGAUUUAGAUGUAGUUGAUCUCAAUAUGUUAAGGAAAGGGGAGAUUGAUCCUCACCAGGAGAGAAAGACGACAGAUGCAGUACGUGGUAUCUUGACGCGUGAUACCAGACUUGAAUUUGCCAAGGCAGAGGGAUCAUUUGUCAAUUUGAAGGAAUCAAAGAAAAAAGCUAUGAAGCCUAAAGCCUUGAUUAAGCCUGAUUUCAAGUUUGAAGAUCUUGGUAUUGGUGGUUUAGAUGAUGAGUUCAAUGCUAUCUUUCGUCGUGCCUUUGCAUCUCGUAUCUUUCCUCCUGCACUUGUCGAGAAACUCGGCGUGCAGCAUGUCAAGGGUAUUCUCCUUUAUGGUCCUCCUGGUACAGGUAAAACAUUGAUGGCACGUCAAAUCGGUAAAAUGUUGAACGCCAAGGAACCCAAGGUGGUGAGUGGUCCUGAAGUGCUUUCUAAAUUUGUGGGUCAAAGUGAAGAGAAUGUACGCAAGUUAUUUGCUGAUGCUGAAGAAGAAUAUAGGCAAAAGGGAGAAGAAUCCGGCCUACAUAUCAUCAUCUUUGAUGAGUUAGAUGCCAUCUGUAAAGCACGUGGUAUGCGAAGUGGUGAUACGGGUGUAGGCGACUCUGUUGUGAAUCAACUCUUGGCCAAGAUGGACGGUGUCGAACAACUCAACAACAUUUUGAUUAUUGGUAUGACGAACAGAAAAGAUAUGAUCGAUGAAGCCCUUUUGCGUCCUGGUCGUUUGGAAGUGCACAUGGAAAUUGGUUUACCUGAUGAAGCAGGUCGUCUUCAGAUUUUGAAGAUUCAUACAUCUAAAAUGAGAGAAAAUGAGGUUCUCGAACCUGAUGUAUCCCUCGAGCAAUUGGCAGAACUUACAAAGAACUACAGUGGUGCCGAAAUCUCUGGUGUGGUCAAGGCCGCCUCUUCGUAUGCUUUCAACAGACAUAUCAAGGUGGGCACAAUGGCUGGUAUUUCAACGGAUAUGGAAAACAUGAAGAUUGGUAUGGAAGACUUUUUGAAUGCUCUAAAAGAAGUACAACCAUCCUUUGGUGUAUCUGAAGCUGAACUGAAGCAAUGUGUUCAAAACUCAAUUAUUGUGUACACACCUGCUAUUGAGCAAAUCUUGGCUGAUGGACGACUCUAUGUCGAACAAGUGCGUCAAUCGAGUCGUACACCCUUAGUCAGUGUCUUGCUCUCAGGUCCCGCUGGUAGUGGCAAGACAGCCCUGGCAGCCACAAUCGCAAUGAAGAGUGAGUUCCCCUUUAUUAAACUUAUCUCUCCUGAAACCAUGGUUGGAAUGACAGAGUCUGCAAAAGUAAAUGAAAUCAAUAAGAUAUUCAACGAUUCAUAUAAAUCACCUGUAAGUGUGAUUGUAAUUGAUGGCAUCGAACGACUACUUGACUAUGUGCCUAUUGGACCACGUUUCUCAAAUGGUGUCUUGCAAGCCUUAUUGGUCUUGCUGAAAAAGAAGCCACCAAAGGAUCGUCGUCUGUUGAUUCUCGCAACUACUUCACAGCGUCAUAUCUUGGAUGAAAUGGGCAUGAUACCUGAAUUUUCAAAUGAGAUCUACAUACCACCUAUUAGCACUAUAGAAGGUAUAGAAAUUGUAUUACAGACAGUCGACCUCUUCACGGAAGCAGAACAUAAUCAAGCCAUGUCUUAUCUUCGACAGUCAAGUAUCGAGGACAGAAUAGCCAUUGGUAUCAAGAAACUGCUGAUGAUUAUUGAAAUGGCUCGACAAGAUGAAGAUAAGGUUGGAAAAUUUGUGAGUGCUAUUUUAGCACUUCAUUAAGGGAAAAAAGGGCAUUUUUGUAUGCAAUAAAUAUUUUAGCUCCCAU